AUUAAUGCAAAUUGGAGGUGGCAGAAAUGGCAAAUCUUGUUCCAGGCGUUCUUUUGAAGCUUUUACAGCAUAUGAACACUGAUGUUAAGGUUGCCGGUGAGCAUAGGUCGUCUCUAUUACAAGUAGUGAGUAUAGUUCCUGCAUUAGCAGGUGGCGAGUUGUUCUCUAACCAAGGCUUUUACCUCAAGGUUUCAGAUUCAUCUCAUGCUACAUAUGUGUCAUUGCCUGAUGAGCAUGAUGAUUUAAUUCUUAGUGAUAAGAUCCAAUUAGGUCAGUUCAUUCAUGUCGAACGGUUGGAAUCCGCUUCGCCGAUUCCAAUUAUUCGUGGGGUUCGGCCAGUUCCCGGUCGACACCCUUGCGUAGGGAGCCCUGAGGAUAUUGUUGCAACUCAUUCUCCUGGCUUCCUUAAUGGUAAAUGUUCAUUUGGUUCAAAACUUGGGGAGAAAGUUAAGUUAGGUAGUGGUUAUGGUGGGGAGAAAGGGAAACCUGUUGGGACUAGAUCAAAUGGAGGAUUAAAGGAUGAUCAAAUUGAUAAGAAAACGAAAACGAAUUCUUUGACUCGAUCGAAUUCUCUAUUGAGUAAACCGGCUUUGAGUGUGGAUGUGAAGAGGGGUUCUUUAGGGAUACUGAAGGCAUUAAGUUCGCAAUCGAUUCCUUCAUCCCCGACGAGUUGUUAUUCGUUGCCUACUUCUUUUGAGAAGUUUGCCACUGGGAUUAAGCAUCAGCCUGAAAUAAAGGGGCUGAGGAAAGGAAGUCCCAAGGUGGGAUCUGUGGAGAAGGCGAACACUCUUCAUGGGGCGAAUUCGGCCGGAAAACAGGUACCUGUGAUUAAAACUCUUGUUCAAGGGACCGAGUUAGGGGCCAAGGCUUUGAGAAAGAGCUGGGAAGGGAAUAUGGAAGUGAAGGGUAGGGAGCAUUCGAAUACACCGAGGGCUACCAAGCAUGAUAUCAAGGGAGAAUCUGGGAGCUCUUCUGGUACAAGAAAAAACAUAUCAAGUGGAAAGUUACCAUCCAAGGAGGGGACUAAGCUCCAGACAUCUACAAGACCGUUAAAAGAGGAGAGCAAAUCUCAGGUGUCAACUAAGAAAGCUGCGGCAAAUGGAAUGUUGAGUGACCACGAGAAACAUCAUGUUGGGAUGAAACCCGGAGAGCCAACUAAUAAUGGUGGCUUGGGGAACCUAGUUAAGGUUGCGAUAAAUAGUAAAAGGUUGACAAAUGGAAGUGGUGUUUCAUUGGGCUCACUCCCUUCUUCCCUCUCGAGGCUUGGAAAGGUAUGCACAUGCGACUUUUGGGAUCUCUAUACAUUCCUAGCUUUUAUAUGCAAGUCUUUGUUAGGAUUAUUUCGUAAAAUGGUUGCAUAUGCUAUUAGAAAAUUCGCUUCGAAUAAAAACAUCAAGCACAGAUUCGAUAGUUUAGAGGUCAUGAGACACAGGGAUGCAGCUGAAACAGCUGCAAUAGAAGCUUUGGAAGAGGCUGCAGCUUCCGAUAGCGUACUUAGAUGUUUAAGCUUAUAUUCCAAUCUUAUGACCUCUGCCAAGGAAGACGACCCUCAGCCUGCAGUGGAUCGGUUCUUGACCCUAAACUCAAGCUUGAAUAAUGCUCGUAUGGUUGCAGAUUCUUUAUCGAGAACUAUUCCAGUCGGUUCAUCUCCGGAAUCAGAAGGAACCCCGCCAGAAGAGGUUGUAAAGGUUGCAUCGGAUAGACGAAAAUAUGCAGCUUCAUGGGUGCAAGCUGCAUUGGUUACCGAUAUGUCAUCUUUCUCUGUAUUUACAAAAGAACAUAAUUCGAAGCCGACUCAUGGUUCAGCACCUGCACAAAGCCAGAAGACUAUCCCUGCCAACCAAAACAUAUUAAUUCUCGAGAGUUCAGGUAAGAAUGGCACCACAAAAUCCCAAGGAAAAACCCGUCCGGUAGUUGUUUCGAAGCUUGUAGCACAGGGUGUUAUUCGCAAAGCCGGGAACGGUUCAGGCCUUGUUCCCAAGGCUGUCGUCCAACCACUACCGGAAAUAUGGACAAGGGGAAAUGGCCUUGAUGAGGCUGUUGACAUGGCUGAUAUGUUGCGAAUGGAAUCCCAAUACUGGUUCUUCGGAUUCGUCGAGAAAUUCUUAGAUGCCGAUGUAGACCUGUCUGCUCUAUCCAACAGUGGUCAAAUAGCCGGGAUGUUGACGCAGCUCAAGAGUGUCAAUGACUGGUUAGACGAAUUUAGUUCAAGUAAAGACGAAGGCGAGACACCCGUGAAUGUUUCAACGGAAACGGUCGAUAGGCUGAGGAAGAAAAUAUAUGACUAUCUUCUUACGCAUGUCGAAUCUGCCGCCGCCGCUCUAGGUGGCGGAUCGCAGCCGUCACCGCCCAUCCGAGCAGUUCAAACUAAUGCGAGAAAGUGACUCAUUGGAUCUUCAUGAAACACGGUUAGGCACAACAACAAAUAUCGGAAUCU
Messenger RNA from Hibiscus syriacus, 2437 nucleotides. RefSeq lists its product as uncharacterized. Lineage: Eukaryota; Viridiplantae; Streptophyta; Magnoliopsida; Malvales; Malvaceae. Bases 27 to 2384 code for a protein of 785 amino acids. The transcript is spliced from 5 exons. The record is from RefSeq and is a predicted model, not a curated record.